AGGUCCAUUAAAAGGUUCAGUUCAUCGUUUGUUUCUACGUUUGGAGACAUCAUGGGAUCAUCAUCGUCUUCUUAUUCUGGAGGGAAUCAGAAUGACAGGGAGCCAGAGCUCGGGGACUUGAUUGAGAUCUUCCGUGACAACUAUGAGCACUGGGCUGUGUACGUUGGUGCUGGCUUUGUUGUUCAUUUUGUAAACCACUCUGGAGUCUCCAGCGGCAACCCUGUCCAAGCUGAAAAUGGCACUGUGCGGAAGGAGAAGUUAUGGGAUGUGGUGGGAAAAGAUAAAUGGAGAAUCAAUAACAGCAUGGACAGGAAAUAUAAGCCACGCCCAGCUAAUGUUAUAGUGGAGGAUGCUAAAGCAAUGGUGGGCAAAGAACUUGGAUACCACCUUGUCGAAUAUAACUGUGAGCACUUUGUCAAAGAGCUGCGGUGCGGUGUGGCCGAAUCACUGCAGGUGGAAAAACUAGCAGCAGUCGCACUCGUGGGUGGUGCAGGCGUUAUCGGUCUGGCUGGCGCUAUGGCAUCUAGAAAUAGACCCAGCCCAUUUUGACUUCACCUACUGAUCGUGAUUCCUGCUGUUCAUUCAUUUUAAACAAAUCAUUUUGAACAGUCUGGAGCUGCUGUUUCUC
Messenger RNA from Oreochromis niloticus (Nile tilapia), 628 nucleotides. Its product is annotated as HRAS-like suppressor 3. Lineage: Eukaryota; Metazoa; Chordata; Actinopteri; Cichliformes; Cichlidae. Gene Ontology annotation, molecular function: A2-type glycerophospholipase activity; glycerophospholipid phospholipase A1 activity. The coding region runs from base 52 to 549 and encodes 165 amino acids. Gene Ontology annotation, cellular component: cytoplasm. The record is from RefSeq and is a predicted model, not a curated record. Gene Ontology annotation, biological process: N-acylphosphatidylethanolamine metabolic process. The transcript is spliced from 5 exons.